This is a messenger RNA of Pelagomonas calceolata, 1443 nucleotides long. NCBI's taxonomy places the organism in Eukaryota, Pelagophyceae, Pelagomonadales, Pelagomonadaceae. The record is from the annotation of a GenBank genome assembly.
GCAUGUCAUCAUGAGAUCAAUUCGCCUGCCACGGGGAGCCCGCUUGGCCGGGCAGCCCGCUUGACAUCCCCGUGGACGGGGCAGGAGUCAGCACGCUGUGCCGCCUCGGCCUGCAACAUGCUCCUGCCCCUCCUGCUGCUCGCGGGGGCGGCCCGCACCGCCGCGCAGACGACAGAAGGGGGCUGCACGUGCCAGGAGGCAUGCACGACGGCCAAUCACCACCGGGAGUGGUGCAAAACAAUAAAUGCGUGCGGCACAUAUAGUUUGUGGGGCUACUACUGGGACAAUUGCGCGACGACGCCGACGCCGGGCGAGUCGACGAAGGGCGGCUGCACGUGCAAGAGCAGUUACACCUGGAACUGGAAAACGUAUGACGGCUGCACGACCGACGACCACUACGCGAGCUGGUGCGCCGUCCAAUCGCCGUGCUGCCCCUUUUUUGGGACGGUCGGCUGCUGGGACGAGUGCGGGACUGAGGGCGAGCCCUACGUGGUGCUGGAGUGGCCGGAAUGGGGCGAAGACGACCCGUGCGAAGAAAAGCUGGACGCGUGGUGGGAGUGCAUGCAGGACGAAUGCGGCACGACCGAGGCCUCGGAGAUGGGGGACACGCUCGGCGGGUUGCUGGGCGCGUGGCUACCCGGACGGACCAAAUUCGGAAAACUGUGCAGCUUACUCUGUACCUUUUUAGGUUCGUGCGGGUGCCAGCAGGUCCUCGGGCAGAUCGGCUCUGAAAUAUUCGGCAUGCUGGGCCAGCUCGUCUUCGGCGGCGUCUCAUUCCUGGCGAACUGCGGCGACAUCCUCGCGGAUUCCAAGGCGGCGAAUGCCCAGGCGGAUAGCAUCCAGGGCAAGUCCUGCGAGGAGAUCGGGGCCUCGAACGGCUUCGCGAGCGAGUGUGUCAACCUCCCCUACAACCGGGACAUCUGCGUCGCCGAGUACCGCAGAUACAUCGAGUGCAAGUACGAGGACCAAGCGGAGCAGCAGAACCUGCUGAAGGACUGCCAGCUGACCUGCCCGACCGAAAUCAUCAACGCCGCGCCGACGCCGGCGCCGCGGUGGCCGACGCCGACGCCGACGUCCUCGGGGGUUGGCGCCGAUGCGUCGGCGGGACUCAUCGCGGGCGUCGUCGUGGGUGUCGCCGCGCUCGCCGCGAUCGCCUUCGGGGCGUACUGGUUCAUGCGCGCCAAGGGCGGCGCGGAGCCCGCGGAGCCCCCGAUGAUAGAGGUGGAAGAGAUGGCACCGGGCCCGGUCCCGCGCAAGGAUCAACUCUACGCCGCCGCCGUCCCAGUCGCUUCGGCGCCGCCGACCAUGCCGCCGCCGCCGCCAGAGCCGGCUCAGGAGCGCCCCUCCAUGCUGUCGAGGCUGGCGUCCUGGCGGGCGCCGGCUGCUGAGGCGCCGACCGGGCGCAACUUGUUCUGCACUGCGUGCGGCGCCCCGGUCCAGGGC